GGCGGCGGCGCUCCCGCCAGUGUGUCGUCGGCUGCAGAUCGCAGCGCCGCCCGGCCGCUGCCAUGAUGGUGUGGGCGGCGCUGGCGACGCUGCUGUGCUGCGCGGCGCUGGGCGCGGGCGCGGGCGACGGAGCCGGCCUGCUGGUGCUGAAAUGCUGCGCCGAGGACGAGGUCGUCGACGUGGCCGAGGAGAAGUGUCUGAAGCAACCGGAAGAGGCCACGAACCGAUCGCGCUCGCCCUUCUGGCUGCCCGAGUGGCUGCGUGCGGAGCCGGGCCUCGAGGUGGAGUUCGACGGCCUCGGCUGGCUGCACCGCUGGCAGAGGGAGGGGUACGGGGCGCCCGCGCCGCGGGCGUGGCUGGGCGCGGAGGAGCCGCUGGGGCGCCGCCUGCUCGCCGUGGACGCGGACGCGCGCCGCUUCGUGCUGCAGCCCUUCGGCCAUGUCGAUGAGCGCACGGUGGCCGGCCAACAGAUGUGCUUCGACGUGACGCUGGACCCGCGCCGCCCGUUCGUGGUCGCCACGUGGCUGGACAGCGUGGCGCUGAACAAGUGCUGCGGGAGGGGUGCGCGACUCAGCGGGCGCCUGCAGUGCCGACCGCCAGCGGUGCCGCGCCAGCCCGACCGCUUCCCCGACGUGGACUUCCUGCGGCCGCUCAACAGCAGUCCGUGGGUGCCCGGGCACUUCAGGGAGGCGGUGCCGGCGGCCGACGUCUACUACGACAUGCUGCGGGAGAUGCCGGGCGCCGAGGGGACGCUAGUGGACGCUGACGACCCCUCCGCCUGGCACUUGCUGUUCCCCCGGCCGCACGAGCAGUGGGCAGAGGCCGUGUGGGUGCGCACAGACGGGGGCGUGGAGGGCGCCAGCCCCUUCUUCUGCUUGGACGCGACCGAGGCGGGCUCGGGGCUGCCGGCGCGCGUGCUGCUGGCGCGGGUGGCGCUCGUGAGCAAGUGCUGCCGGCGCGGCCAGCAGUUGGAGCCGCGCGAGAUGGAGUGCCGGGUGCGGUCGCAGGCGGAGGUGGACGCGCGGCCUCAAGAGCUGCUGGCUCCCGCCGACCCCUCGGCCUACUGGCUGCCGCGCGCGCUGGCCGCCGAGGGCCGCGCGCUGCCCGUGUGGUACCGCCACAAUUGGGACGAGUGGCCGCUGCGGCUGGUGUUCCCGGCGGAGCGCGCGCGCGUGACGCGCUUCCCCGACCGACCGCCAGUGGCGUGCGUGACGCUGCGCAGGCCCUCCGGCCGCGAGUACGUGGCGUGCGCCAGCGACUUCUGCUUCGAGGCGCUGGCCGGCGGGACGGGGCAGCGAGUGUUCGCCGUUGACGAGUUCGACGGAAUCGAGGUCGUCACGGUGCACAAGUGCUGCCACCAGGGUCAGGUGCUGCACGUAGAACGAGGCGCUUUGGGGUCCUCCAAAAUCCGCUGUCGCCCGGACGCCGCGGAAGACUGGUCCCCCGAGAACUCCUCGCUGGCAGACGAGCUCCUCCCCGAGCGCCUGUACGUGGGGCAGCCGCUCCAGGAGUGCCUGGCCCAGGCGCUGACGCUCGUAGACGAGAGGCCGGAGCGCGAGAUGAAGAAGCUAGUGGGCGUGGGCUUCGAGGGGCACUUCGCUGUGCGCUUCUACUGCAAGGACCUCUUGCGCGACGGCGACGGCGGCUCCGUGCGGGACGUCCUGGCGUUUUGCGAGAUGCCUCCCAACGCGGAGCUCUUCAGAAAGGUGCGGCCGCUGCCACGUUGUGGCGGCGCCGCUGCUGGCGUGGCGGUGGUCGCCGUCGUGGCCCAGCGCCCUCACUCUACGCAGCACCACGCACGGGCGCGCGCUCGCCUGCCACGCCGCCUGCCUCAUGGCCUCCAACGCCUUGCAGGCCGCCUGGUUCUUCUCGCACGACUGGCGCAAGAGCUGCGACGGCUUCGCGUACGCCAUCUACUACUUCUUGGUGGCCGGCGCCUUCUGGCUGAACGUCAUCUCCGUCAACAUGACACAAGGCUUCAGGCGCCCGCAGGGUGCGCGGUCGCGGGAGGGCGGCGGUGGCGGGCGGCGGCGGUGGCGGCUGGUGCUGUUGUACGCGUGGGGGCUGCCCGCUGUCUUCACCGCCGUCUGCAUCACCGCCCACCAGUACGAGAAGGAGGCCCAGCGACGUGGCUACGUCACGCCCACCUUCUUCGAGACCAGGACCUGCUUUGUAGAGUACCAUCACCAGUCGACGGACCUCCAAGGUAACUACAACUGGACCAAGGGCAAUCGUGUGGAAGAGAGCCGAAAACUGGGCGCGGUGUACUACUAUUACCUGCCGUGCGGGGCGCUAGUGGCGGUCAACGCAGUGUGCCUGGUGAUGACGCUGUGCCGCAUUCGGGAAUUGCGCCGUGAUGUCCUGCGCCUCAAGCAGGAGCCUGGCUUGCUCCAGAGGUACUGCACAUGCGCCUACGCGUACAUCCUGCAGCUCUAUGUAAACUCUGUGCAUACUGUGUGCCUCUAA
Messenger RNA from Gryllus bimaculatus (two-spotted cricket), 2466 nucleotides. The record is from the annotation of a GenBank genome assembly. Lineage: Eukaryota; Metazoa; Arthropoda; Insecta; Orthoptera; Gryllidae.